UUAACAUUAUUCUUAUAUGCUAAGGGUACAUUAUACCAUUCAAAAUGCUGAUGUGGCUUUUUUUGAUUGGCAGAAGAUUUUGAUUGGCAAAACAAAAGGAAUUCAAUUUCUCGCCCAAUUUAUUUAUUUUUAUUUUUUAUGAAUUUUUAUUUUUAAAACCUAUUGCAUCAAAACCCAAAAUUGAAAUCCAAACCUUUCACUUUCAUUCCCAUUCCACUCUCCCGCUUUGAACCUCGACAGUGGCAUCUGACCCACAUAACCCAUGUAAUGGAUGGGCUCGCAGAUCAAUUUUCUCCUUCCCCGAUGUGGUAGCGGGUGGAUUUGAAGAUACCACCGGCUCAAAUGAGAAUGACAGGUGUUUGGAAGGGGAGUCACAUAAUGCCUCAAACAACAUGGUUGCUGAGAAAGCCAGCCACGGAGUGGAUGUUAACUCAUGUAAUUUUGUGGGCGACGAUGGUUUGGUUGAGGAAAGGUUAGGUGUGGAAAAUGAGAUAUUGGUGCCUAAGGUUGUUAUGAAAUUUGGGGACGAGACUAAGGUAUUUGAAUUCUACAAGAGGUAUGCUUAUCAAGUUGGCUUUCCUGUUAGAAAACGAAAUACAAAGAGGGGAGAUGAUAGGAUGGUACGGUAUGUGAGUUUCACUUGUAGUAGAGAAGGGCAACAAAACAGUAAGAAAAGUACUUUGCAUCCUCCGCCAACAAUUGAAACUGUGUAAAGCUAGGUUGACUGCGUGUUCUGAUACAUGUGGAAUAUUUCGAAUAAACGUUGUGCAUUUACAGCAUAACCAUAAAACAAGCCCAUCUAAGUCUAAGUUGUAUGGUUGUAAUCGUCAACUUAAUGAAUACAUCAAAAGAUGGCUUGAGGUAAAUGACGUAGCAAAAAUACCAGUGCAUAAAAGCUUUAAUUCAACUGUAAUGGAGGCAGGUGGUUUUGAUAAUAUGACAUGUUGAGAAAGAUUGUAGAAAUUUCACCGAGAAAGUGCGACGUUUAAGACUUGGAGAAUGGAAUGCUGCUCCUACAAUACAAGCAUAUUUCUCGAAAAUGCAAGUACGUAGUCCUCGCUGUUUCUUUAGUGUGGACUUGGAUGAAGAGAGUCAGUUGAGAAAUGUUUUUUGGGCAUAUAGCAGAUGUCGUGAAGCAUAUAGGGAAUUUCGAGAUAUCGUUACUUUUGACAUCACAUACUAACUUACAAGUAUGAUAUGCCUUUCGCACCUUUCGUAAGGGUAAAUCACCAUGGGCAUUCAACUCUUCUGGGUUGUAGUUUGGUUUCAAAUAAAGAUAUCAACACAUUUGUUUAGAUAUUUAGCACAUAGCUAGAAUGCAUGAAUGGGUGACCUCUCAACAGUAUAAUUACAGAUCAAGACCGAGCUAUGCAAAAUGCUAUUCAAAUUGUUUUCCCUAAUACUAAGUGUAGAUGGUGCUUAUGACAUAUAAUGAAGAAGUUACCGGAGAAGUUUGGCUAUCACAAUGCCAAAGGUUCAAUAAUGCAUGCUAUACAUGAGUUAGUCUAUGACACAGUAAGUUGUGAAGAAUCCGAAGAAGGUUAGUUGAAUAUGCUUGAUCAUCUUAAAUUACAAGAUCACGUUUGGUUAAAUGGACUAUAUAAUGAGAGAAGUCGUUGUGUUAUAUGCUACCUUGAAACAACAUUCUGGAUUGGUAUGUCUACCACAUAAAUGAAUGAAAGCAUGAAUGCAUUAUUCGAUGACUGUGCAUUCGAAAACAUCUUUAAAGCUUUUUGUCGAGUAGUAUGAGCGGGCGUCAAGGAGUAAAGUGGAAAAAAAAUUUCAAGCUGAUUUUAGAUUAUUCUUGGUUCCUUGUGCCAUUAAGUACGAUAUGGAGAAACAAUUUCAAGAUGUGUACACUAUCACAAAAUUCAGGGAGUUCUAACAAGAAUUCACAUGAAAGGUUUACUGUGAAGUAUUAUUUGCGAAAGACUCCUUCGUGUAAACGAAGUACGAGGUUCGAGAGGAUAUCAUUAUUGGCGUAGGAAUGAAGAAAAAAUAUUUAUAGUUUAUUUUCGUAGAGACAGUUGUGAGAUUGAGUGCAAUUGUCAUUUGUUUGAGUUUCGAGGUAUCAUUUUUAGAAACUCAAUAUCUGUUUUAAUUCGAAAUGAUGUACAGUUGCUUCCUGAGAAGUAUGUCUUGUGGAGAUGGAGGAAGGAUGUCACUAGAUCAUAUACACGGGUCCCAACAACGUACGAUGGUUUGGUUUCGACAGCUGAACAAUUACGAUAUGAGAGGUUUUGUCUUGCUUGUACUAAGAUGGCAAACUUGGUGGCGGCGAACGAAGAACAAUCCGAUCAUCUAUUGGAGUAGACUGAAUUCCAGACACACCAAUUGUCUAAAUUGAAAU
This is a messenger RNA of Olea europaea var. sylvestris, 2350 nucleotides long. RefSeq lists its product as uncharacterized. The record is from RefSeq and is a predicted model, not a curated record. The transcript has 3 exons. Bases 393 to 713 code for a protein of 106 amino acids. NCBI's taxonomy places the organism in Eukaryota, Viridiplantae, Streptophyta, Magnoliopsida, Lamiales, Oleaceae.